Messenger RNA from Closterium sp. Naga37s-1, 2724 nucleotides. The record is from the annotation of a GenBank genome assembly. Lineage: Eukaryota; Viridiplantae; Streptophyta; Zygnematophyceae; Desmidiales; Closteriaceae.
AUGGCUCGUCUGGUUACCAGCGUUUCGCGAACUAGACGGGACACGUCGUCCUUGUCGCUCGUGCUGUUUCUUUUCGUGCUACUCCUGCUCUUCGCGACCGUCUCUCGCUCCGCUAAGAUCACAUUCAUCAAGAAGAACGGCAAGACGUAUGUGAUUAAAACAGGCGACGACGAUUGGGACGACGACGACGACGAUCUGGAAACGGACGGCGAGGAUGAACCGAAGCGAGAGGGGGCAGAUUCGACAGGAGAAGGAACAGCCGCAGGAUCUAGGAGAACGAAGCAGGAUAGCGACGAGACUAGGCGAGGCGAGGCGAUUAAGUCCGUCAAAUCGCCCCAGUCGGCCGCAGCAGCAGCGGAAGCGGCGGCGGCGGCCGCGCUGGCAGCAAUGGCGGACGACCCGCUGGUGGAGAAGUACAAACAGGAGCCGUUGGAUCCGGGAUCGUGGCGGACAGCUGUCGAGAUGCCAUUGGCGGACGUGCGCCGGCGCGCGGAGCAGGGGGACGCGGAGGCGCUGUGGGCGCUGGGGGUGAAGCGGCUGGUAGGCGCGGGGGGGCGCGGGGGAGUUGCGCGGGAUAUUCCCAAGGCGCUGCUGCUGCUGGAGCGAUCCGCGGAGAAGGGCUUCCCCCACGCGCACUCCGCGCUGGGGUUCCUCCAUGCCAGCGGAUACGGCGUUCCGAUGAACCAGGUGAAGGCGUUUCUCCACCACACGUUCGCCGCGAGUGGAGGCAGCGUGCACUCCAAGAUGGCGCUCGCCUUCUCGCACCUCCGCCAGCAGGAGUUCGAGCGCGCCGCGGCGCUCUACGCUGACGUGGCAGCCAAGUCAAUGGCGGUCAACAGCCUUCCGGGGCAGGCGCCGCUGAUAGAGACGGUGCAUCUGAGCGCUGGGGGCGAGGAGAGCUUGGAGGCAACCAGAGGGCAUCGGGGGGAGGCCGAUGAGACCAUCCAGUUCAUCGAGCUACAAGCGUCACGAGGAGCAGUGGAGGCCAUUCGCACGCUGGGAACGCUGUACUACUGGGGGGCGCGGGGCAUGCCGCGGGACCACGUGAGGGCGUUUGGGCUGAUGAAGAAAGCAGCUGAGAUGGACGACCCCCAUGCCAUGCUGACGCUGGGUGAGAUGCUGACACAUGGAGUGGGGGUAAAGGCCAACCCAGUGGAGGCCAUGGCGUGGUUCAACAAGGCCUAUGCACGCGGGCUCGUGAGCGCGCUGAACGGAGUGGGGUACCUGCACGCCAAGGGGCUGGGGGUGCCUCAGGACUACCACAAGGCUGUCCAAAACUUUCUGACAGCUGCCCGGAAGACCCGUGAUGUAGACGCACUAUACAAUCUGGGAAUGAGCCAUCUGAGGGGGCAGGGCGUGAGGCGCAACCCCAGCAAGGCGCUGCAGUUCCUGCAGCAGGCGGUGGAGGGGCAGCACGUGGGGGCCAUGUAUCAGAUGGGCAAAAUGCACCUCACAGGGACAGGCGUUCCCAAGAAUGUUGUCAUGGCUGCUCGGCUACUCAAGGCAGUGGCGGAGCGGGGCCCAUGGGGGGUCAUGCUGCGGUGGGCACACGCAUGCUUCAUGUCAUCCACCCACGGCCCCUCCCUCUGGUCCCUCUCCCGCUCCGCCUCCUCCUCCUCCCUGCCCUUCUCCCUCUCCUUCUCCUUCUCCCUCUCCUCCCCACUCUCCCCCACCUCCCUCCGCUCCUCCUCCUCGUCCUCCUCCCCCUCCUCCUGGCCUGCUUCGUGUGAUGUGGGCACAUCGCUGAUGCUCUACUCGAGAGCUGCGGAGUUGGGGUAUGAAGUGGCACAGGGGAACGCUGCAUGGCUGCUGGAUAAGGUGGUGGGUGAUUCUGUGCUGGACAAUGCGUGUGUGGGUGCCCCUCGCAGCAGCACCACCAGCACCACCACUGCCACUGCCACUGCCACUUCUGCUGCACCAGAAGCGGUUAAGAACGACAUGGAAGCUGCCGAUGGGGUUGCAAGCGAUGAGAAUAACGCAGUGGGUGGAAAGGGGUCAGCAAGUGGUGGAGAGGGGUCGAGAGGUGCAGAGGAAGCUGCUGCAAGUGUGGAAGCAUCUCAAGCCGAUGAAUCAGAAGGUGGUGGUGUAGUGCAAGGGGAGGGAGGCAGAGCGGAGGAGUCGCAGGAGCAGAAGGAACAGAAGGAACAGCAGGAGGGGAGUAAGGAUAGUGUCACUGGUGGCAGGAGGGGUUGGAGGCGGUGCAGUGAGGCGGAGAGGCAUGAGAGGUCGCACCGGCUGUGGCAGCUGGCAGCAGAGCAGGGCAGCGUGCAGGCGGCAUUGCUGCUGGGAGAUGCUUUCUUCUAUGGCCGGGGCCAAGCGCGGGACCUGCAGCGAGCAGCAGAGGCGUAUUGGAGGGCGCGGGAGAAGGGCAGUGCACACGCCAUGUUCAACCUGGGCUUCAUGCACGAGCAUGGCAUGGGACUGCCUAGAGAUUUGCAUCUAGCCAAGCGGUUUUAUGACCAGGUCUUAGACGCUUUCCCCAAGGCAGUGGUUCCAGUGAGAAUCGCUCUCUUUGGCCUCUGGCUGCGCAUGCAGUACGGCCACUACCCUCUUGUGUCCAAGGCAUUGGAUGUUCUGCCUGAGAUCGCCCCGGCUACAGCAGGAGCAUUGAAGUUGGCCCUGAGGGACGACACCAACGCCUACAUCGCAUCUCUCCUCGCUCUGCUCCUCGCGGUUCUCUUCCUCCGCUCCCAGCGCCGCCAGCAACGAGUUGUGCAAGCGUGA